This is a messenger RNA of Daldinia childiae, 843 nucleotides long. Its product is annotated as putative oxidoreductase YusZ. Gene Ontology annotation, molecular function: oxidoreductase activity. The record is from RefSeq and is a predicted model, not a curated record. The coding region runs from base 1 to 843 and encodes 280 amino acids. The transcript is spliced from 2 exons. Lineage: Eukaryota; Fungi; Ascomycota; Sordariomycetes; Xylariales; Hypoxylaceae.
AUGUCUGUUUGGUUCAUCACAGGAGCGUCCAAUGGCUUUGGCCUAUUGCUUUGUCUCAAAGCCCUCAAAGCAAACCACCGUGUCAUUGGAACAGUGCGCAGCAAGGCCAAGUCCGGGGAUGCAGUGAAACAGAUCGAGUCCGCAGGAGGUCAAGUCAUCGAGUUGGAUCUGAACGAGUCUCGGGAGAGCAUCACCAAGAAAGUCAAAGCGGUCGGACAAAUCGACUACCUGGUCAGCAAUGCGGGCUUCCUCGUCCUUGGCGCCGUCGAGCAAAUGAGUGAGAAAGAAGCCCAGCUCCAACUACAAACCAACUUCUUCGGGCCGCUGUACGUGAUACAAGCAGCGCUAGAAGGCAUGCGGGCGCGGCAUUCCGGCGUCAUCGUCAGCAUGAGCAGCUUGGCAGCCAAGGAAUACGUGCCGACAACCGGGUUGUACUCAGCAAGCAAAGCAGCGCUAGAGGCCAUGUCCGAGUCUCUAGCAGCCGAGGUAGCCGAGUUUGGCGUGUCCGUCCUGAUUGUCGAGCCGGGCUCUUUCCGGACCAACUUCCUCGCCGCUUUGAACCAAUCUGCGACACCGCUGCCUGAGGAUUACGAGGGCACAGCCGUCGCACGGAUCCGUGAUGUCUUGCUGACCAAAAGCGGCAAGCAGCCUGGUGACCCCCAGAAGGGCGUGGAUCGUAUCUUUGAGACAUUGACGGGCGAAGGUUUGGCGGGACACCUGAAGGGUAAAGUGUUGAGGCUUGUCCUCGGUCGGGACGCUUUGGAGCGUAUAAGAAAGGCCAACGAUAAAUUCUUGGAAGACUUGGCUCUUGGGGAAGACAUCACAGUCACUACGGACCUGUAG